Messenger RNA from Theobroma umbraticum, 1254 nucleotides. RefSeq names its product CLP protease R subunit 4 (gene CLPR4). Gene Ontology annotation, cellular component: endopeptidase Clp complex. Lineage: Eukaryota; Viridiplantae; Streptophyta; Magnoliopsida; Malvales; Malvaceae. Gene Ontology annotation, biological process: protein quality control for misfolded or incompletely synthesized proteins. Gene Ontology annotation, molecular function: serine-type endopeptidase activity; ATPase binding; ATP-dependent peptidase activity. The record is from RefSeq and is a predicted model, not a curated record.
UACGACUAUUCGCUAACUCCCUUCCGAAACGCAGCUGUUCUUCGAAGGCACAUAGCCACCAAUGGAGGUUGCAACCGCAGCAACAUCAAGCUUCGCACUCCAUGCGCACAUGUUAUCACCACCAACCUCUGCACGAACGGUAAACCCUUAUCGAACCCUAACCUCUCAUCCGUCAACUUCUCUCAGAGCUUCUCUCUCAACCAACUUCCUUUCUCCGUUUCCCGCCACCGGAAGCGUCGCCGGAGAUUUCUCCGGUCUCAAGCUACGACCUGAAUCUCUCAACCCGGCCUCCCUCUCCCGAUCCAAGCCUAAACGAGGUGUCGUCACCAUGGUUAUUCCUUUUUCGAGGGGAAGUGCAUGGGAGCAACCUCCACCGGACUUAGCAUCGUAUUUGUACAAGAACCGCAUAGUUUACUUGGGAAUGUCGCUUGUUCCUUCUGUCACAGAGUUGAUACUGGCUGAGUUUCUUUACCUUCAGUAUGAAGAUGCGGAGAAGCCUAUCUACUUGUACAUAAACUCCACUGGAACAACCAAGGGUGGCGAGAAGUUGGGUUACGAGACUGAGGCUUUUGCAAUCUAUGACGUUAUGGGGUAUGUGAAGCCUCCUAUUUUUACUCUCUGUGUUGGUAAUGCUUGGGGAGAAGCUGCAUUACUUUUAGCUGCCGGUGCAACAGGAAAUCGUUCUGCUCUUCCUUCAUCUACGAUAAUGAUAAGGCAGCCCAUUGCAAAAUUUCAAGGUCAAGCAACAGAUGUUGACCUUGCAAGAAAGGAAGUAAAGAAUGUGAAAACAGAGUUGGUUAAACUUUAUGCAAAACACAUUGGAAAGUCAACUGAGCAGAUUGAAGCAGAUAUCAGGCGCCCAAAAUAUUUUAGCCCCAGUGAGGCUGUUGAAUAUGGCAUCAUAGAUAAGGUAUUAUACAAUGAAAGGGGUGCUGAAGACCGCGGUGUUGUUUCUGACCUGAAAAAGGCACAACUUAUCUGACCAUAAGAGACUUAUACUUUGUGACUGUUAAAACUGUUCAGUAUUAGCUUGAGUUGAAGGAUGACAAGAGAAGCUGAGCACAGUGUGUACUUUGUUCGGGGAGCAGAGGCAUGGGAAUGAGAAGCAUAGCCGAGGAGAUGCGGUCUCAGCACGUGUAUCAGUCUCAUUUAUAGCACAAAGUGUAUCUUGCGAUCAAUAAAUUCUAGUAUUUUAUUUGUUUAAACUCCAAUUAAUUGCAAUUAAAAUUUUGUUUUUUUUUUCUUUUUUUGUCA